AUGGUCUAUCUUACAAUAUGUGUCUCGGGCGCUGCAUGGAUCGCCGAGUUCGACAAUGGCUUCGCCGGUAUCGCCCUAGUCAUGCCCGCAUUUCAAAAAGCAUUUGGCCACUGUGAACAAGUUCGUGACCCGACCGGAGCGAUGAUCGAACAAUGCGUCUUGACAACACUCCAACAAUCCCUUAUCAGUGUAAGUAUAUUAUUCAUGGCGGUCGGGUGUGCGCUGGCAGGAUUCUUCGGCUCAGUCUUCGGCCGGCGAGCCACCAUACAGAUCGCCUGUCUAUUCUGUAUCGUCGGUGCAGCCGGGAUGCUGGGUACAUCAGGGAGUUUCCUGAAUUAUAUGGUUUGUAAAUGCAUCAAUGGAGUCGGAAUUGGUCAGCUCCUGGCAUCAAGCAUCAUUUACGGUUCUGAGUGCGUUGUCGCAAGCAAACGGGGCCUUCUGAUGGGUAUCUAUAACAUUGGACUUGCGCUGGGGAAUGUAACUGCAGCGGGUGUAUGUGCAGGAUCAGCAACUUUAUCACCAAAGAAUGAUUGGCAGUGGAAAACUCCAAUUAUCUGCCAGAUUCCACUAGGCGUUAUCCUCGGCCUGGGCGUGAUGCUAUUCCCCGAAUCGCCGCGGUGGUUAUUACUGAAGGGAAAAGAUGAGCAAGCGCGGAAAUCGUUUGCUGAAUUCCAGAGCUUGGAUGCGGAUUCAGCUGCUAUCAGAGACCAAGUGGAGGAUGUGCAGAGACAUCUCGAUUUCGAAAGAACCUUGGACGCCAGUACAUCCUGGACCGAGAUCUAUACUAGCGUCAACCUUCGCCGAACCGCCGUUUCAGCACUCAUCCUUGUCGCGCUCGCUAUCACCGGCAUCCAAUUUGUGGGCCCCUUCGCAGCACUCUUCCUCAGUGACCUUGGACUCAAAAAUCCGUAUCUUGUCAACGCGAUUGUUGGAUUAUGCAUUUUCGGCGGUGCCUUCAUCGGCCCACUGGUGCUAGAUUACGGCGGACGACGAUUCGCCAUGAUUUACGGAUAUUCAGCGAUGGCAGCCUGCAUGCUCAUUUUAUCUGCCAUUAGCACCGCACUGGGACAACAUAAUCCGAUAUCGCAGACCGUGGUGGUUGUCUUCCUCUGCAUCUGGGCGUUCGUCUUCGGCGGAUUCAUCGGUCCGAGUGUAUGGCUUGCUUCGGCUGAGAUGCACAGUGUGCGAAUGCGAACGUACGGGCAAGCCAAUACGACGUUCUUCUACGAAAUCUUCAGUUUCGGAGCCACAUUCUGGACGCCUUAUAUGUUGAAUGCCCAGUAUGGGAAUAUGGGGUCCGAUGUUGGAUACUUCUACUUCGGGGUUACGAUUGCGGUCCUGAUUUUGGUGUUUCUGUUUGUGCCGGAGACCUCAAGAUUGACACUUGAGCAAAUUGACGAUAUAUUUCAGUCUGGAAGGAGAGCUUGGAAGACUUCGACAAAAAGGAACAUUGCUAUCUCUCGUAGUGGUUUGCUCGAGACGGCGAAGUCUGAACAUGAGGUAUUUGAGAUUGAAAAGGUUCGAACUGUAUCUACAAGCCCUACAAGCCAGUGA
Molecule: messenger RNA, 1554 nt
Organism: Penicillium longicatenatum
Lineage: Eukaryota; Fungi; Ascomycota; Eurotiomycetes; Eurotiales; Aspergillaceae
Product: mfs monosaccharide transporter protein
Exons: 1
Coding region: 1-1554 (517 amino acids)
Biological process (GO): transmembrane transport; carbohydrate transport
Cellular component (GO): membrane
Molecular function (GO): carbohydrate:proton symporter activity
Source: RefSeq, a predicted model, not a curated record